AUGGCUCGCAGUUUUGUUAUCAAAGUUCCCGCAUCUUCGGCCAACAUUGGUCCCGGAUAUGAUGUUUUGGGUGUUGGGUUAGCACUCUUUUUGGAGUUGCAAGUGCGCAUAGAUUCACUACACGCAUCCGAAACAAACAACGAUGCAAACAAUUGUAAGCUUACGUACUCCGAGACAAGUGAGGGAUACGGCUCUGUGCCCUUGAAAUCGGAUUCUAACUUGAUCACGAGAACGGCGCUUUAUGUUUUGCGGUGCAACAAUAUCAGAAAGUUCCCUCUGGGCACCAAAAUACACAUCCACAACCCUAUCCCACUAGGUCGUGGGUUGGGCUCAUCUGGAGCAGCGGUGGUGGCCGGUGUGCUGUUGGGUAACGAGGUGGGUCAACUAGGGUUCUCCAAACAACGUAUGUUGGAUUUCUGUUUAAUGAUUGAACGUCACCCAGAUAACAUCACGGCGGCAAUGAUGGGGAGUUUCUGUGGGUCAUUUUUGAGAGAGUUGACACCACAGGAAGUGGAGAGAAGAGAAAUUCCAUUAGCGGAGGUUCUUCCAGAACCUUCUGGAGGGGAGGACACCGGGUUGGUGCCACCUCUUCCACCUACGGAUAUCGGCAGACACGUAAAGUACAACUGGAAUCCCAAGAUUAAAUGUAUUGCCAUCAUCCCACAGUUUGAAUUGUCCACUGCUGACUCCAGAAGUGUACUACCAAAGGCAUACACCACCCAGGAUGUCGUUUUCAAUUUGCAGAGGUUGGCCGUUUUGACUAUGGCAUUGACCCAGGACCCUCCAAACGCGGACUUGAUUUACCCAGCAAUGCAGGAUCGUGUCCACCAACCAUACAGAAAGAUUUUGAUCCCAGGGUUGAACGAGAUCCUACAAAGCGUUACCCCAACCACCCAACGGGGUCUGCUUGGUAUUUGUCUGUCCGGAGCCGGCCCUACCAUAUUGGCUUUGGCGACAGAAAACUUCGACGACAUUGCCCACGAAAUCAUCAACACCUUCUCCAAGAACAACGUCAACUGUGACUGGAAACUUCUGGAUAUCGCUCAAGACGGUGCGAUUGUGGAGCAACUUCCAAUCUCCGAGUAG
Messenger RNA from Huiozyma naganishii CBS 8797, 1086 nucleotides. RefSeq names its product homoserine kinase (gene THR1). The transcript has a single exon. Gene Ontology annotation, biological process: L-threonine metabolic process. Lineage: Eukaryota; Fungi; Ascomycota; Saccharomycetes; Saccharomycetales; Saccharomycetaceae. The coding region runs from base 1 to 1086 and encodes 361 amino acids. Gene Ontology annotation, molecular function: ATP binding; homoserine kinase activity. The record is from RefSeq and is a predicted model, not a curated record.